UGGGGUGUAACCGUCAUUCGAACGAUGUCUCUGAGUCGAUUGUUUCCAUCCAGGAGCUCACUCCGUCUUGUGGCGGUCCCAUUUCGCGUGAUCUCCACAUCGCCGACCUCAUCUGCUGUCGGUGGCUGGCCAGAUGAGAAACCUGAAGAAAUGGAUAAUCCGAGUUUGUGGCAAAAGAUCGUUCUCCGUUUCAAAGGAAUACCACUAAAAGGUGAGGUUCACCCACCACGGUCGAUGUUCUCUGAUGUGGACAAAGAGUGGUUUGCACCAAAGUCGCUUCCUGAAGUACCUCGAGAUUAUAAGGAAUACCCGGAAAGAGAUAUCGUAAACUUUCCUUAUCCGGCACGUCGUAUGUAUCCUCCAAAAACUCGACUUUUGAUGAUCCCUGACUCAUGGUGUACACCGUUCUAUAAAGUCACUGGUGUAUCAGGUCCUUAUUUGUUCUUCGGUGGGAUGUUCGCAUUUUUACUGAAUAAAGAGUUGUAUGUGUUGGAAGAACAGGCUCAUAUGUUGUGUGGCUGGAUUAUUUUCUACUUACUUCUGUCGAGGACCAUUGGAUAUCGAGUAGAUAAAUGGUUAUAUGGUGAAUACAUAAAGAGGAUGGAUCAUUUCAAAGAACUGAUUGAGGAGGAUUUGAAGGGAGCGAGAGAUUUUAGAACGGCAUGUGAAGCCGAAUCGCAAUCAUUGCAAGCGAUGAAAGAACGUUUUCCGAUUGUGCUGAGAGAGACAAUGGCACUUCAACUUGAAGCUGCCUAUCGGGAGAACGUUCAAAAGGUUGCGACGGAAAUGAAACGACGCAUCGAUUAUUUGCAAGAAACAGAAGCAACAAAAUCGAGAUUCGAACAAGAGCACAUGCUCAAAUGGAUCAUUAAUGGGGUGCGCUUACAUCGUCAUUUCUGA
Molecule: messenger RNA, 900 nt
Organism: Anisakis simplex (herring worm)
Lineage: Eukaryota; Metazoa; Nematoda; Chromadorea; Rhabditida; Anisakidae
Source: the annotation of a GenBank genome assembly